AGAGAGGACUUGGAGGAGAGGUAGAGAUACCUCGAGUUUCCUCUUUUGGUGAGGUCAGAACCCAUUUUCUUCCAUUGAUAUUCUGCUAUUUAUAGCAGAAACAACACAACAUAACAUAGAACAUAAAACCCAUAAACAUGGAAGGGUGCAAACAUUCACCCAACCGGAGAGGAGAAACAUGCUUUCUCUUUCUCUCUCAAUUUUCAUCAAUUUCUUCCUUCCUUUUUAUGGAGGAAGACUACACAUAAAACAAUAAUAUUUUUCUACCUAAACUAUAAUUAUUAACUACCUAAAACAUUGACUAAAGUGAUGAAGUUUGCUGCCAUUUCUUGUAGCCCAUGUGAAGCUCCAUGCUGCUGUCACUUUGCUGCUACUGUGCAGUCAUGUUGCAGUAUCAUUUAGCAGAUCUCAUUUCACUGCAUUUUCAGCUUUCAUGCCAUAGCUCCAACAGUCUAUACCAUUGCAUGAGCACUCUGGGCCACCAACUUCUGCUGCUUUUCGAGAGUCUCCUGUGAAUUUGUCUGGUGGGUUCUUGGUUCUAGUCUAAUUGUUGGAUGGAAAUGUUAUUUCUGUCUCAAUAUGCUUACCUAUUGCUACUGAAUAAAGUUUUCAGGCUUUUAUUGUUUCUUUGUCUGGGACAUAAACCACCUCAACUUGCCAUUCAAUCCUCUCCACCAGUACAGCGGCCAAGAAAGAGACGGAGAACAUGGGGGAGGUUCUUCGAUGCUGAACUAGUGUGGUCUAAUAGGAAAAUGGGUAGGUCUAUGGAGAAGGCACUCGAAGAUUCUAGUGAUCUAGUACGGAAGAGAAGGAGUGUAUGUGCCUCUGCUUUGGCUGUAUGGAGGUCAAAUAGCAUUCUCAGAAAGGGACAAUUAUUUCAUGGGCCUUCAGUAACAGGGUUGUGUGUUGAUACAUCUGAAAUGUUUGAGAGGGACUACACCUUUGCAAAACCCAAUUUAGCUGUACUACAGGAAGCUGCUUCAAGUCCUAGGAUUUUACAAUCUCCUGCUCCAAGCACAGAGGCUGGGGAUUUGCAGAUUCCUGCUACUUCAACUGCAACUGAAGCUAGCCCAGAGCAUAGGGCUGGAAGAUCUGAAGCUGCAGUGUCUGAAAUCGACAGGGAAACUGAAUAUCUUCGAGAUGAUCAAGGCAGUGCUUACAACAAUCUUUUACAUGAAUUUGAGCCCUCCCCAUCAAGGCCAAUAUGUUCUGCAAGGGAUGAUUCAUCUCCACUAUCAAUUAACAGUUUAAGAUCAGAGACAAUACCUCGGGCACUUCCAACACCAGAUGCUGCAGCAUCCACUGGAACUCAUGGUUCUGAGUUUGAAACACCGAGGGCAUUCUUGGAUGAGGGGCUGAUUCUGGGAAGCACGGGUCUUUCACAUAUUUCUGAGAUGCUGUGUUCUGCAGAAGCAAAUGAUCUUUACUUUCUUGAAGAUGAUAAUAAUUCCCCAACUGAGUUCCAAGCAAGUCAUGCAGUAGAUUCCUUGUCUGUGAGAACCAGAGCAGUGGCUCAAUAUUUGAAGAAGCAGUCACCUAUCACUGCUAUCUCAGAAAACUCAUCUGGAGAUCUCAGUUUGAAUAAGAUCUUAGAAGGAAAAACAAGAAAAUUAUGUGCUUGAAUGUUUUAUGAGACAUUGGUUUUGAAGAGUUAUGGAGUUAUUGAUGUACAACAAGAAAAAGCUUGUGAAGAUAUCACUUUGAAGUUGACUGCAACUCUAUCUAAGGCCCAGAUAUAAGGUUCCAAAAUGAGCAAGUUGCUGCCAAGCAGAGGUCAGAUGCUUCAUGGGGUGUGUAUGUUUUCUCUGAUACGAAUCCCUACCUUGGUCAUGAAAAUCCCAUUAAAGAAGGUCAAAAACUGCUUUGGAAAGGGCUUUUGAGUGAAGCUGUGCUUGCUUUAGAGGCUGAAGUUAUAAAGCACAUCGACAAUUCUGAAAGUUGGAGGUUGCUUGGAGUAGCCCAUGCAGAGAAUGAUGAUGAUCAACAGAUUGCUGGAUUAUUCAAUGAAGCUGUUCAAAUGUCACCUGAGGAUGCUGACGUCCACGUAGUACUUGGUGUCCUAUAUAAUUUGUCAAGGGAAUAUGAUAAGGCUAUUGCAUCUUUCAAGAUAGCUUUGAAACCCAAACCUAAUAUGACUACUCCCUCUGGAACAAGCUUGGUGCAACACAAGCAAAGAGUGUGCAUGGUACCGAAGCAAUAUUGGCCUAUCAACAGGCACUAGAUUUGAAGCUUAAUUGUGUUCGUGCUUGGGCAAACAUGGGUAUCAGUUAUGCAAGCCAGGAUAUGUAUGAGGAAUCAAUCCAGUAUUAUGUCCGGGCACUCACAAUGAAUCCCAAGUCUGAUAACGCCUGGAAAUAUCUAAGAAUUUCAUUAAGGAAUCUCGACGUCCAUCAGUGGGAGUUUCCGUUAUAAUUAUUGUAUUUUGAUUUUGGCGUCCCUUUUGUGUCGUGAACUAAACUAAUUCAUACCCAUCUUGGAAGAUGUAUUGGAAGAUGUAGUCCGGGCUAUCAUUCAUUUACAUCUGCAGUGAAAACCAAAAGGGUAGGCACCAUUUGAUUUACAGUUGACUCUCUUGCAAGAGUUUCUAGUUAAACAUAGUUGUUGAAAAUUUGAAGAGGACAAUAUAUGGAUCAUUCUUUGUACACCAUACGGUGAAUAUAUUGAAAUUAUAGCGGACAGCAUAUCAUCUGCACUGGAGGAGGGAAAUUGUGAUAGGAAAGUGGCUGUGACUUGAUGGAAUUUGUGGUAGGAAAGGGCUUGUGACUUGAUUGAU
Molecule: messenger RNA, 2773 nt
Organism: Rubroshorea leprosula
Lineage: Eukaryota; Viridiplantae; Streptophyta; Magnoliopsida; Malvales; Dipterocarpaceae
Source: the annotation of a GenBank genome assembly